Drosophila miranda is the source of this 1460-nucleotide messenger RNA. Its product is annotated as receptor expression-enhancing protein 2. The record is from RefSeq and is a predicted model, not a curated record. Bases 132 to 941 code for a protein of 269 amino acids. The transcript is spliced from 3 exons. Gene Ontology annotation, biological process: endoplasmic reticulum tubular network organization. NCBI's taxonomy places the organism in Eukaryota, Metazoa, Arthropoda, Insecta, Diptera, Drosophilidae. Gene Ontology annotation, molecular function: microtubule binding. Gene Ontology annotation, cellular component: cytoplasmic microtubule; endoplasmic reticulum membrane; endoplasmic reticulum tubular network.
UAAAUAACAUAUGUAAUAUAUAUAUCUAAAUCAUUUGUUUAUUUGAUUCCGACGGCGUAAAAUAUAUACUUGUUCAAAUUUUCAACGAACACAUUUUUCAAUAGCAUAAAAACAACGGAAAGAAACGCAAGAUGUGUGUCUUCAGCUGUGCAGCGUGGGUUCUCUUUUACAUAUACGGGACCAUUUUGCCGGCCUUUUACACAUUCAAGGCUGUGUCGAAUGACACUCAAAAGGACCUCACGCCCUGGGCUAAGUAUUGGAUUGUGUAUGCCUUCAUUACAACCUUCGAGGUGCUGGGCGAUAUGUUUAUCUCGUGGGUUCCACUGUACGGCAUCACCAAAAUGGCGUUGAUAUUUUGGAUUGGUCACACGGCGCCAGCUGCCAAUGUGCGGAUUUUUAAUUCGAUCCUGGGUCCAUUGCUCUUCAAGCAUCAGAAGCAGAUCGAUCACUUCUUACAACGGGGCAAGCAGCAGAUGCUAAACGAGUUCUUCAUUUGGGGAACGCAGAUUAUCAUCCGCAGCCGAAAGACCGUACUGCCCGUUAUCUUCGGCGUUUUUAAUCGCACUGGGAAUUCCAUUGGAAUGUCGCAAGUGGCCACUGAUGCAGACGGUCUGGAGGAAUGCCAGUUGUCAGAUAGCCGGGAAGCUGUCCCCAAUAUAUAUCCUGACGUAGGCGUAGCCGGUACACCGGAUUCAUCUGGCGAGAUGGACAAGAAAAAUGGCUUGCCUACGGAAUCGUCCGGGACCUCUCUAAGCCGCGGCCAACGCAAGCGUUUGUUGCGUUCCUCCGAUACGAAGAAUGAAAUUGAGGAUCUACCGGCAGUGCCAAUUCCGAAGGAUGAAGGUAACGAAGAAACAGAGGAUCUGCUGGCCAAGUCACAAAAGGAGGGCAAUGGCCGGACAUUCAGACAAUUUUUGAAUCCUCGAAGCAGUAAAUUUUAAUCAGUCAAAACUUCCUACGCUAUUCAAGCACAGUACCCAAGAUCAAAUCGUCGUCAAAAUGUUCGGUACUCAUUCAACCAAAACAAAAAACUCUACGCAGAAACACACAAUGUGAAUCAAAAGCUAAUAUCAAACUCACCGAAACUGGACGCUUAGGCCAAUUUAAUACCUUGGCGAUCAGGCUCAUCUCAACCACAUCCCUUUUUACUGCAUAGAGACGGCACCGCGAAAAGUUUGCGAACUUUUCAUCAACAGCAAAGCACUGGACAUUGGUGAACUUGGCAAUACCACGGACCUAAGAAGAUCAGAUCCGUAAAUCGAAACAUAACCAGAGGUGAGUGCUCCAAACUUGCCUGGAGAAUGUGCCAAAGCCCAAUCCAAACGAAGAGGUGGCCCCACAAAGUGGCCAUAACCGAAGACGGAAAAACUCUUUAUGACUGAACCAAUCAGUCAUCAAAACGAAUGUGAUGUGCCAUCGAAAACCAAUUCAUGCGAGAAAUAAAGCUGAUACAAAUCAAA